Molecule: messenger RNA, 2333 nt
Organism: Tympanuchus pallidicinctus (lesser prairie-chicken)
Lineage: Eukaryota; Metazoa; Chordata; Aves; Galliformes; Phasianidae
Gene: SYTL1
Product: synaptotagmin like 1
Exons: 15
Coding region: 431-2248 (605 amino acids)
Biological process (GO): exocytosis; intracellular protein transport
Cellular component (GO): plasma membrane; exocytic vesicle
Molecular function (GO): neurexin family protein binding; small GTPase binding
Source: RefSeq, a predicted model, not a curated record
CACUAAAAAUAAAUCCCCUUUUGCUGGUGGGGUUGAGCUCUGCACCCCCCCCCACUCACAUCCCAACAUGGAAAGUGGGGCACAGGUCCCCCCCAGUGCAACCCGCAGGUGGGGCUCAGCGGAGGCUCCCCGCUCAACUCUGCUCCUCCGUCGUGUCGGCGAUGCCCAACACCUCCGCCUCCACCGCCUCCAACCGCUCUCGGUGAAUUCCCCUCCCCGUCCACCUGACGCCUCCCAGUUCAGCCCAGUUCAGCCCAGUCCCGUCCGCUGCGCACCUCUGGCUCCACUCCCAGCUUUGGCACCGCCGGCUGCGGAGGUUCCUGCCCUGCUGGGGUUGACUCAGCCUUAGGGCUGCGGCAGCAGCGGGCACCGCGCGGCCCAUGGCCCCCCCGCAGCCCUGGGCGAGCCCCCCCCCGAGCCCGCAGCACCCAUGGAGCUGGAGCCGGGACCCGAGGCGCUGCUGGACCUCAGCUUCCUGACCGAGGCGGAGCGCUGCGCCAUCGCCGAGGUGCUGCACCGCGAUGCUCUGCUGCGCCGCGCAGAGGAGGGGCGAGUGAGCAAACUGCGCCAGUCCGUGUCGGACCCAAUGCGCCUGCGGACCCUGACAGGGGAAUGGUUCUGCCACGUCCGCGCCCAGCGCCACCCCAACCUGCUGGGAUCCGACCUGGUCCGUGUGUCCAUCCGGCGCAGGAGGCGGCCGUGGGGAGCAGCAGAGCUGGAGCGCAGGCUCAGCCAGUGUGAGCUGGAGGCCAUCAGGGAGAAAGUGCUGGAGGAGAAGGAGGAUGAGGAGGCAGUGCGGGAGGAGAGCCCCAGUGAGGAUGGAGCCCUGGCAGCCACAGAGCCUCAGCCCAAAGCCACUGCCCAGGAAGGGACCACGGUGUCACCAUCUCUGCAGCAGGGUGAUGUCCCAGCAGGGGGACGGGACGGCUGCAGACAGCCAGGUGAUGUGGGGCUGCAGGGAAAAUCGAUGGGGAUUCAGGGAAAAAGGGGACUUCCCUCUUCCUAUAUCCAUUCCUUGCUGUGUUGGGACCCCCACCCACAUGGUGCCCUCGCAGGUGACAGAACGGAUGGGAGCCCCUUUGGCACCUCCAGUGUGGAGGAGGAGGAGGAGGAGCCCAGCCCUGCACACAGCAGUCCUGGUGUUGUACAGGCCGCCCCCUCUCCUUUUCCCCCGCAGAGCACGGAGCGCCCCCCGGACGGACGGACAUCCCCUGCGGACAGCCGCGCUCCUCCGGGCGCCGCGCUCAGCAGCAGCUCCUCCAUCUCCAGCCUCAACUCCUCCACGCUGAGCGGCAGCCUGCUGAGCCUCUACAGCGACUGGGAGCUGCGCCGGGUGCCGGUGCGGGGCUGCGUUCAGUUCUCACUGCGUUACGAAGCGGCCGCUCAGGAGCUGCGGGUGCACGUGGUGCGGUGCCGGCAUUUGGCCGAGGCCAAGAGGCAGCGCUCCGACCCGUACAUCAAGACCUACCUGCUGCCCGAUAAAUCCAACCGCAGCAAGCGCAAGACCUCGGUUCGGAAGCGGAGUUUGGACCCCGUCUUUAACGAGACCCUGAAGUACAACGUGCGCAAGGCGGAGCUGCGGGGCCGGACGCUGAACGUGUCGGUGUGGCACCACGACGCGUUGGGUCGGAACCUCUUCCUGGGAGAGGUGGAGGUCCGGCUGGGAGAGUGGGACUGGGCCAACACGCAGCCCGAGUGGUUCGACCUGCAGCCCCGCACCCCCAUACCCCCAGACAGCCUCCCCAACCGAGGUCACCUCAACCUGGCACUCAAAUUCAUCCCCGCCGGCUCUGAAGAUUUGGGGCAACCACCUACAGGUGAGCUGCACAUCUGGAUUAAGGCAGCACAGGACUUGGUCCCGCUGCAUGGCAGCACUGUGGAUGCCUUCGUGCAGUGCUCUGUGCUGCCUGAUGACAGCAAGGCCGGCCGGCAGAAGACGCGGGUGGUGAAACGCAGCCUCAGCCCCAUCUUCAACCACACCAUGGUGUACGAUGGCUUCCAGCCCCACGACCUGGCCCAGGCCUGCGCUGAGUGCACCCUAUGGCACAGGGAUGCCUUCGCCAAGAGGCAGCUGGGGGGGCUGCGGCUCAGCCUGGGCACGGGGAGCAGCUACGGGCUGCCCGUGGGCUGGAUGGACUCGACGGCGGAGGAGCGGGCGCUGUGGGGCCGAGUGCUGCGGGAUUCCGGGCGCUGGGUGGAAGCGCUGCUACCGCUGCGCACCGACCUGGUGCCGCGCAGCGCACCGUGAGCGCAUGGGGAUGGGGGGGGGGGGGUCGCGCUGUGCCCCGCGCACACGGGGCGCCUUGGGCCGCAAUGAAGCACGGCGCGCUCUC